Molecule: messenger RNA, 654 nt
Organism: Camelina sativa (false flax)
Lineage: Eukaryota; Viridiplantae; Streptophyta; Magnoliopsida; Brassicales; Brassicaceae
Cellular component (GO): plasma membrane
Source: RefSeq, a predicted model, not a curated record
AUCAUCUUCAUCUUUCCCCACAAAGCAAAAGAAAAAAAACAGCGAAGAAGAAGAAGAAGAGCAAAACAACUACGAUGACUCAAGCUCCACUUAGUGCUCCCCCUCAACAAGGUUAUCCACCAAAGGACGCUUAUCCACCAACGCAAGGACCACCCAAGGACGCUUAUCCACCUCCUGGACAACCCUAUCCUCAGCAAGGAUAUCCUCCACAGGCCUAUCCUCAGCAGGGAUAUCCUCAUCAAGAAUAUCCUCAGCAAGGCUAUCCUCCUCCGUACGCACCUCAAUACCCACCGCCUCAGCAACAACAGCAGCAGAACCGCAGUCCUGGUAUGCUUGAAGGAUGCCUUGCUGCUCUGUGUUGUUGCUGUGUCUUGGACGCUUGCUUCUGAUCUGAGUAGUAGAGUCGCUCUCCUUGAAGCGAUAUUGGUUUACUGAUAAUGAUCAUCAUCUCAUAUUAUUCUCUUUCCGUUUUUUUUUUUUUUUUUUUUUUUUUUUUUUAAUGAUGAAACCAUUCUCAUAGACAUUCUUCUGCUUUCUUUAAUAAGUUUCACUUAUUUGGAUGUUGCCAAUGGGCAUUAUAUGUAAUUGAUUGGGUGACCCAAUUUGUUGUUACAAAGUAUUGGCCUUAUAUUAUACACACCUCUCUUCUUCGUA